AUGGAUUGUAAGAGUGGAUAUUGGCAAAUAAAGAUGGAAGCAGACAAUAUUCCAUUAACAUCAUUUAGUGCUCCACAAGCGUGUAGAGAUGGAUCGAAGUUGAUAACAACAACAAAAAUAGGGGAUCCAAAAUAUGAUGCCGGAGUUAUGCAAUUCAUUAAAUUUGCUUUGGAAAAUAAUAGUGAAGACCGUGAUAAGUUUCGUUGUCCUUGUUAUAUGUGUCAUAAUCUUAUGCAUCACAAAGUUGACGUUAUCCUUAGUCAUUUGCAUAAAUGGGAAUUUGAUAUAACAUAUACUUGUUGGUAUCGUCAUGGUGAAAAAAUGGGAGGAACUUCUGGUCAUCAAGGCCAUACUGAUGAAGGUGAUAGUUUAGAGGACAUGAUGGAUCAACUUCAUGAAAGAGUUGAUGAAGAUCCUCAGGUGUUAGAAGAAUUGUUGACUGAUUCCGAGAAGCCCUUAUACAAAGAUUCUAAGCACUCAAAGUUACCAGCUACAGUUAAGCUAUACAAUGUGAAGGUGGGUCAUAGUGUGACAGUUGAGUGUUUUUCUGCGUUUCUUAAGAUCUUUAAAGACAUACUUCCACCCGAUAAUGUUUUUCCUGGCGCUACAUAUAGGUGCAAUGUCUCGAGGUACAAGAAAAAGGAAGGAGUUCCGGCUAAGGUUUUGUUGUACUUUCCAAUAAUAUCAAGGUUCAAAAGGAUGUAUUCAAAUCUAGAAGAUGCAAAGAGGUUGACAUGGCAUAAAUUUAGUCGAGAAAAAGAAGAUGGGAUACUUAGACACCUAGCCGACUCUCCACAAUGGAGAUUUAUUGAUGCAGAAAUUAGUGAUUUUGGUAAAGAAGAACGAAACCUACGCCUUGGAUUGCCUUCUGAUGGUGUAGAAGUGUUUGAUGCUAGUCGGAAUGAAAUGUUCAAUUUAAGAGCCAUGUUGUUCUACACUAUCCAAGAUUAUCCCGCUUAUGAUGGUUGGGAGGGGAGGUGGUUAUCCGCAUCAAAAAAGACGGUCUACUAUGAUCAUCGUCUAUUUCUUCCCGAGGAGCAUGAGUACCGCAAACUGAAAAAGGCUUUUACUGGGGAGAAAAUUUUUGAAAGCCGUCCAAGCGUCUCGACUGGAGAAGAAGUGUUUGAAAAGGUAAAAAACAUUCAAAUUACAUUUGGCAAGUUGAAGAAAAAUAAAGAUGCUCUCCCAAAACAUGGAUACAAGAUGUGUUUAGUUUUUUGGCGCCUUCCUUAUUGGAGAUUUCUUUUUGUCAGGCAUUCUUUAGACUUGAUGCAUAUUGAAAAGAAUGUGUUUGAUAGUCUGAUUGGUACAUUAUUGAAUAUGCCGAAGAAGACAAAAGACGGUCCUAAUGCUCGAAGUGACUUGGAAGAAAUGGAUAUUAGAAAGGAACUCCAUAUUGUUGAGGAGAUUGGAAAGCGCAAGUAUUUACCCCCUACUGCUUAUACACUGUCCAAAAAGGAGAAAGUCGAGCUUUGUACAUCCUUAGCUGGAGUUAAAGUGCCUUAG
Molecule: messenger RNA, 1506 nt
Organism: Spinacia oleracea (spinach)
Lineage: Eukaryota; Viridiplantae; Streptophyta; Magnoliopsida; Caryophyllales; Amaranthaceae
Exons: 5
Coding region: 1-1506 (501 amino acids)
Source: RefSeq, a predicted model, not a curated record